GUCCGUGUCUUUCCGUCACUAACCUCAGAAAACGAACAUGGCACUCUUCCAGCCUGUAUCAGACAAUUCAAGCAUUGCAUUCACUAACGUUCAUUUUUAAUACACCAAAUAGAGUUUGGUCUAUUGAAAUGUGGUUCUCACACGAUCGGCAUAAAAAGGUUCGUUCAAAGUGCGGCAGAAGCUCACUAUGCCACUCUAGCCUACAACCUACCACGAAAGCAGGAUGUCGUCCACCUGCACAAACUAUGGCUCUGUAAACGGCUCAUCUUGCGCUUGUCCAGUUGGUUUUGGUGGCUCAACGUGUUCCCAACCUGCAUGUGGCGGGAACAUCUUCCAGGGAACUAGCCGCCCGUUAGUCUCACUUCCAAGCGGGAACUCGUUUCCCAACUUGACUGCCGCUGGGUGCUCUUGCGAAGAUGGAUGGACGGGAACUGGUUGUAAUGUCUGUCAAACAGCCAAUGCAUGCCAGGCGGGUUUUUCCUCCGUCAUCCAAUCUUCUGGAAGCUCUAUACCAGGAAGCUUGCCAACCGGACAGAAUGACACUUUGGUUUGCAAUACUGCACCGAAAGUCUAUGCUGUGGGAGCAAUGAGCUGCCAAGUUCAGAAUCCAACAUUGCAAGCGCUAUUCCCAUUGACUUCGAAUCUCAACGUUUUACGAACCUUCGACCCGUCUCUAACCCCUCUUCCCAACAUUACCGGCUUUGGUACCAAUGGAACAAUGUACGCUCAACUGUUCUAUGACGGUGAGGAGCAGUUUUACUGCGCCUCAGAUAGCUGCACGCAAGACCUUGACUCUAGCUCAGGCGCAUCUGCUUGGAACUGCGAUAACCUGAAAUGUACAUGCAUACCCAACGCUACUUUCUGUGGCGGUAUACCCCUCAGUAACCUUACAGGCACAAUCAAUAUGCUUAGCGGCACUGUGAGCGUUUCAUGUGAUGCGCCCUCUUCGUCGACCAAUACUGCGACGUGUUCGUUCAAGCAAGCCGUCAUCACUUCAGUGUUUGGCAGCGCCGGUCUAUCCCUCGAUGGUUGCACAUUCGGAGAGUGCGUUAGGCAAAGUGUCAUUGAUGCAGCUUCUGGUAACUCCUCCACUACAUCGGGUACAGACAACGGCGGGAGUUCGCUCAGCGGAGGCGUCAUUGCAGGCUUAGCAGUUGUGGGUAGCCUCAUCUGCCUUGCCCUACUAUUCCUUCUCUGGGGUUGGCUUAUCCGACGAAAGGCUCGAAGAACUGGCCUGACUUCUUCCAAUCGGACAGGCGGUGCAGCUGUAGAAUGGUCUGAUAUCAGCUAUUUCGUUCCUAGCGCUAGCCAGAGUACCUGGUUUGGCGGCUUUGCUAGACGGAGGAAGGAGGCAAAGGGUGACUUUGCUGACCAGAAAGUCGUACUGGACAAUGUCAGCGGGCAGGUUCAGCCUGGCCAGAUGAUGGCCAUUCUAGGUCCUAGCGGUGCCGGAAAGACGACCCUCAUUGAGAUUCUUGCAGGCAAGAGUAAAAUGGGGUACACAACCGGAAUCGUCACAUUCCCCUCAAUCUCCGGUUCAUCAGCUCCUCGAAUAGGCUUCGUACCUCAACAAGACGUCCUCCCACCAAUGCUCACAGUCCAAGAAGCACUCUUCUUCGUUGCCCGUCUGCGUCUACCCGAAAACGUUCCAGACUCCGAGAAACGGGCGCGUGUAGAUGACGUUAUUGACAAGCUGGGCUUGACACAGAUCAGGAAUACCAGGAUUGGAGAUGGUGAGAAGAGAGGUAUCAGUGGGGGCGAGAUGAGGAGGGUUAGUAUCGGCUUGGAGCUAGUUGCACGUCCGGACGUGUUGAUUCUGGAUGAACCGACCAGCGGGUUGGAUUCGGUAUCUGCGUCUAAGGUGGCGAAGGUCUUGCACGGGCUUGCUCAUGAUCCUGAGAACCCCACCGCCGUCAUUGCGUCAAUUCACCAGCCGAGCUCUCAACUCUUCCAGACGUUUGAUCAAAUUCUUCUGUUAGCACACGGUCGCGCACUCUACUCAGGCCCAGGCGGUCUUGCUCCUGCUCAAUACUUCUCUGCACAAGGCAUACCUUAUCAAGAAGGCUACAACGUGGCAGACUACCUCCUAGACGUUGCCAGCGAUCCCCCAGUGGCGUUAUUCCAAUCGACUGGCGGUUCGCAGAUAUCCAACGAUCAAGUUAUUCCUUCGAAUACUAAGGAGCGAAUUGACGAUGAUGUGAACGCUUCGGAAAAGGGACACGCUCAGAGGAGUAUCGUCCUUGGUAACCUCGAUGGAAGUCCCGCUUUGCAGAAGGACGUGCAACCGCAAAGGUCGAAGCAGCGGUCAUCGAAGUAUUCUGCAACGUUUUUGACGCAAUUGGAAGUGCUUUCAGCGAGGGAGUGGAAGAUACUGAAGAGAGAUUAUACUCUUUUCUUCACUCAUGUUGCAGUUGCAUCGGUCCUGGGUGUAUUCUGCGGUGGACUUUACUUCCAUACUGAUAUCACCAUCGCUGGAUUCCAGUCUCGCGUUGGAUGUCUUUUCUUCUUGGGUGCUCUCAUUGCAUUCUCCUCUCUCAGCGCAUUAUAUCAUGUAGUAGAGAUUCGGCCGCUGUUCUUGCGUGAGCGAUCAGCGUCAUACUAUAGCCCGACGGCCUGGCUGCUGUCCCGGUUCCUCUUCGAUGUGCUGCCCCUACGCGUCAUUCCCACCAUUAUCGUAUCCAGCAUCACCUACUGGAUGGCGGGCUUGGCCGACGACGCCGCACACUUCUUCAAAUUCCUAUUCAUCCUCGUCCUGUACACCUUGGCUAUGACACUCUUUAACUUCCUCCUAGCGUGCCUCUUCAGCAACGGAGGUAUCGCCAUUCUACUCAGUGCACUUUCCGCAUUAUACCAAAUGACUUUCGCCGGAUUCUUCGUACACCUGAACGACAUUCCUCCGGUUCUUCGCUGGUUGCAAUGGUUAUGUCCCCUCAAAUAUACCCUAGAAGCCCUUGCCGUGAACGAAGUCGGCUCGGGGUUGAUGAUUCAAGAUACGUUGCAAGGCGUGCCAGUCAACGUAUCGGCAAGUUUGAUUAUGAACCUUCUUUUUGGGUUUGGUUCGAACAAUUACUACAGGGAUGUUCUUGUACUUUUCGCAUUUAUCGCGGGAUUUGGAGUCGGAGUGAUUGGUAUCGUUUGGCUCAAAGUUCGCGAGAGACGGUGACAUACGAGUGUUACAAUGUAUUAUUGGCUUGUAAACCUAUUCUCUUACUGUAUGUCAGAAACUUAUUAUGAGGUUUGUAUUACGAUUGCAAGUGAGUGAGGACUCAAUGAUAUGAUGAGCUGUCAAGAACUUC
Somion occarium is the source of this 3296-nucleotide messenger RNA. The record is from the annotation of a GenBank genome assembly. Lineage: Eukaryota; Fungi; Basidiomycota; Agaricomycetes; Polyporales; Cerrenaceae.